Messenger RNA from Chiloscyllium plagiosum (whitespotted bambooshark), 1724 nucleotides. RefSeq names its product keratin, type I cytoskeletal 13-like. Gene Ontology annotation, cellular component: cytoskeleton. The record is from RefSeq and is a predicted model, not a curated record. NCBI's taxonomy places the organism in Eukaryota, Metazoa, Chordata, Chondrichthyes, Orectolobiformes, Hemiscylliidae. Gene Ontology annotation, molecular function: structural molecule activity.
GCAACAGGCUGGAGAAUGGGAUGCUCAGAGCUAUUCCCAGCCAGUUCAUAGCUACUUUUGUGAAGUUGUAGCCUAGUCUGCAAGUCACGAGGAGAGACGUUUGAGUGCUGUUGACAAUAAGUGUUUUUACUUCCCGGGUUUAAGCAGUUAAGCAUGUUACGCUCAUCAGCAAUGUCAGUGGGUGGGUUGCAUGGUGGUUUAAGGGGUGUGGGUGGGGGGCAGAUGGUCUCCAGGUCCAGCUUCACAAGUUCAAGCCAACGGUAUGGAGCAGGAAGGAACCUGGGGAUGAGUUCCUUCGAAGGGUUAGCAGGAGGUUCCUUCGGGGGAUCAGCAGGAGGUUCCUUUGGGGGUUCAGGAGGAAGGUCAGCCUCAAUGUCUCAGUCAGGGAUGUCAGGCUGCAUUGGCAAUGAGAAGGAAACCAUGGUGAAAUUAAAUGACCGGCUUUGCACGUACCUGCAGAAGGUGAAGGAGAUGGAGGAGGAGAAUAAUAAGCUAGAACUGCAGCUGAAACAAUUCCAAGUUGGGAAGGCCAUAUCAGGCAUCGACUAUGCUGCUUAUGAUGCAGUGAUCAAGCCACUGAGGGAGGAGAUACUGGCACUUCAUCUUGGAAACGCUCGCCUGGCUCUCGACCUUGACAAUGCAACUCUGGCUGCAAAGGACUUCACAACCAAAUAUGAGAAUGAGCUGUGCAUCAAGCAGUCUGUGGAAUGUGAUAUUGCAGACCUGAAGGCACUGAAAGAGGAAUAUAUAAUGAAUUACUCCAUUUUGGAAGGUGAUAUAGCGGCAGCGAAUGAAGACCUUGCGAACCUGAAGAAGAACCAUGAAGAGGAAAUGGUUGAACUGAGGAAGCAAAUGACUGGUACAGUCACUGUGGAUGUUUCAGCUGAAGCCAGCACUGACAUUACUAAGCAACUGAGUGAAAUGAGGGAGAACUAUAAUGCCCUCUGCAAGAAGAAUCAAAGUGAACUUGACAAUUGGUACAAAUUACAGGUGGAAACACAGACGAAGCAGACUGUAGAGGUCAAUGAGGCAGCGAAAGCCUCCAGUCUUGAGAUUAAGGAAUUACACAGGCAACUUCAGAGCUUGGAGGCGGAGUAUAAUUCUCUGCUCAGCGGGAAUGCUUUCUUGGAAGCCAACAUUCAGAAUAUCAAUGAUACGUAUUGUGGGAAACUUGAGAACCUGAAGAUGAAUGUUUCCAGAUUGGAGAUGGAGCUGACCAACUUGAGGUCUGAACUCGAACAGAAGGUGAAAGAUUAUGGGGCCCUGCUGAACAUCAAGAUGAGACUUGAGGCUGAGAUUGAGAAUUACAAGAAGCUCCUCGAUGGAUCAGCUGUUUGUCUUAGCGGGAGUGACUCAAAAGAAACAUCAGGAGGCACCACAGUUACAGCGAUAAGAACUGAAACACGCACUGUGACAUCGUAUUAACAGCUCCAGGCUUCAGCCCAUUCCAAGACAACUCUCCCGGAAUCCUGAUGACUCAACCCUUCUUCCAUUUCGGAUAACGGAUUGCACUGUUGACUUUUGUCUUUGGGUGUUUCGACAAAACCCACCGACCCGCUCGGAAAUGUAAUGGUAUUUUGUAACGGUGUUUCCCUCGCACUUUGGAUGUGAACCUUCCAUUCUGGGUUUUUAACUUUCGCUGUGGUUCUCUCUGUGUGAACGGUGUGGGGCAAUCGCUUGAUGGCACAGGGUGGGGAAGAAUUAAUAAAAGGGGCUUUAACCCA